CUCAGCUCACUCUCUCUUCAUAGAUCUCAUCUCAUACUACUCUUUUCUUUUCCUAACGUCCUCGUUUUUCUCUUCCGCGAGCCGCGACGGUUGUCAAAGUGUGUGUGAACUCGAAGACUCAGCAAUCGGGGGAAAAUUGACCUAAUUAACGCAGAAUGAGAAUGACAUAUUCUGCGGAUGCGGUGAAGCGGAAAGGUGGUCCUGCGGAUGAUUCGGUGGAGCGUGAGAGGUAUGCGCUGGUGUAUCAGAGGAAGAGGAAGAGAGGUGAUAAUAGCAGCAACAAUCGGUGCGUGGUGGCUGUUGUUAUGAACAAGUGUGGUGACAUGAACGCUGAGAACUCGCGCUUCUUGUAUGAAGUCUUGAGUUUCGUCAUGAAACUAAGCUUCACGCUUAAGGAGCUCGCCGAGUUCCUUCGAAUGGAACCCUUGCGUUCUACAUGCGCUUCGCAGGGGAUCCACUUAGUGCAGGGUCCGCCUACUCAAAAUGUUGGGGUUUGCCAGUUUUACGGGAUCACCCAGUCGACGCCGUUGUUCUGCAUGGAUUUUUCCGCCGCUCCUCUUUCAUUCAAGUAUCUGCAUUCUGCAAUGCUUUUGAGAUCUAUGUUUAAGUCCCUUUUUCUGCUACAUAGUGUAACCAAUGUGUCUGAGGUUAUUGAAAUCAAUGAUGGACAAAAGAAAAUGAUUGUGGUUGCUGCAUCCCAUGAGAAACUUAUAAGUUUUUCUAACAGCUGCACCACUAUAGGCCAUUCACAAGAGAAUUUCGCAAUGGUAGAUUCAUCAUUAGGAGUGGUUUUGCCUAACUGUUAUGCAAAUAUAUUGAUUCCAGAGUUAGACAAGUCAGAUUACAAUUAUUACAGGGUAGGAGGAAUAGUUGUUACCUGUGAACAAAUAUCUUCUUCUUCAGAGUGGUUUCUUGCCGUGAAGAAAGAUGGAUUGACAUGUUGCACUUUUGAGCCUGAAAAAGUGAUGAGGUCCUCUACUUUCAAUGAAUCCAUCCAAUGGAGAUUGUUCUUGUUGGACAAUGGGUGGAAGCUGGAGUUUACUGAUGAUCAGGAUUGGAUGGUCUUUAAAUCCCUUUAUAAGGAGUGUUUUGAUCGUAAUUUCUCAGCUCUUGUUGCCAAAACUAUCCAUGUACCGGGCUUUCGUGGCGUCUUUGACUACGCAGAAAGUCAUAGUGUCCCCUUUAAUAGGCCAGAUACUUACAUAUCUACAAAUGGUGAUGAGUUUUCUAGGGCUAUGACAAAGAAGACAGCAAAUUAUGACAUGGAUUCUGAAGAUGAAGAAUGGCUCAAAAAGUUUAAUAAUAAGUCUGAUCGUGUUUCAAAUGACAAUUUUGAGUUAAUUGUUGAUGCUCUGGAGAAGGCUUUUUAUUUUGAUCCGAAUGGUUGUGUUGAUGCAAAAUCUGUUGCUAAUCGGUGUCCUCAGGAUCUUGGUACCAAGGAAGUUUUGAAAGCUGUGUCUAGAUAUUGGAUGCAGAAACGAAAACAAAGACAAAACUGUACUCCACUGCUUAGGAUUUUCCAGAAUUAUGAACAAGAGAGAGCUCCACCUCAACCUUCACCUAUUCGUCGGCAUUUCCUACGAAAGAAGAGAUCACUCAAAAGGCCAGUUCGAUAUGGUGGAGGGAAAUAUCGUGGUGCUUGGGAAGAAAUUGCAUUUGAACAAAAUAUUUUGGAGGAGAUUCAAAAGGUUGAAGAUGCUGAGGCAUCUGCAAAUGCAUUAACGAAACUGGCAAUAGAAAAGCGCAGAAGGGCUCAACGUCUUAUGCUGAGGGCUGAUAUGGCAGUGUACAGAGCCACUGGCUUGUUUAGAGUAGCCCAAGCUGCUCAAGCUAAUCUAGAGGAUCCGCUUGUGGUCUUUCUUCACUGAUUGCCGCACAUUAUUCGCUGUCGUAUAUAGGUUUUACCUAGCAACCUUUUAUUAUUUAUUAAAAAUAAUGGUAAGACUUCUUU
Cajanus cajan (pigeon pea) is the source of this 1951-nucleotide messenger RNA. RefSeq lists its product as uncharacterized. The record is from RefSeq and is a predicted model, not a curated record. Gene Ontology annotation, biological process: regulation of transcription by RNA polymerase II. Gene Ontology annotation, cellular component: NuA4 histone acetyltransferase complex. Lineage: Eukaryota; Viridiplantae; Streptophyta; Magnoliopsida; Fabales; Fabaceae.